Molecule: messenger RNA, 1238 nt
Organism: Spirometra erinaceieuropaei
Lineage: Eukaryota; Metazoa; Platyhelminthes; Cestoda; Diphyllobothriidea; Diphyllobothriidae
Source: the annotation of a GenBank genome assembly
AUGCCAACGUAAGCACACUAACUCAAAAUAAUUAAGUAGGCCAGCAGUAUUGUGUCCAUCAGGUGCGGCAACAUAACCACAUCUUACCGGGACCGCAGUUGUUGACCCCGGCUACGAAUGCUCUACAUGUUGUAUUUAUUACCCAAGCGCAACCAGACCUCAAAAAUGGCCCAUUCAUAUUCUCAUGCUAUUUUAUGGGAGUCAGUUGCUCAUAAAAACUUGUGACCUAGCAUGUGAUGUAGGAUAAACUCCUCAAUAUUGGAAACUGACUUUUUCUCCUCAGCUGUGCUCUUGAAAGGUGCGAUAGAUGCGGCUGUUGUCACAAUAACUCGAAUAUAACAUAGUAAAAAUGUACUCCCCUCGAACCUUGGCAAUCAUGCUUCUGCUGAACACUAGAGAUCUGAUGGUAGUUUUUGUCUACUCUACCUCUAGUCCUUUUAGUUACUGACAUUAACAUACCUGAGCGACAGCCCAGCAUAUAAUCAGCAGGGUUAUCACUGGCGGCUACAGUCCACACUGAUUAUUGGUCGUUGGACAACGUAACCAGCCAAGGCCGCUUUCCUAUCUCCCACAUUCAAGACCUUACCGAUGCUUUUUUCGACAAGGUGGUCCUUUCUAGUGUUCACGUGGUUGGGGCUUUCGACCGCGUCCAGUUGCCUCGAUAAUGGUCUUCAUCAUCUCCCUAUGGCGCCUGCUAGCUCAUAAACAUGCUCCUUUGAUCCUAGAAACGUCUUCUUAAAAUCCACAGAAUUUCGUCGUCAGAGUCCUCCACAGCUGCAGUGGCUAGACUAAAUAAUAUACGAGAUACGGAACCCUGAUGUCUGUUCACCCCCAAUAGUUUGGCGUCACCCGGCGCAAUUUCCCUACAAUUCGUCGACCAUCUAGUUAGUUCAGUUGCCAUCUACCUCCUCUCUUUCAGAAUUGCGAUCUUCCACGUGUUCCUGCAGUCCGCCUCUAAAUGCCGCUCCCAGCGUUCCAUGGGCAGGAUGGACUUCUACCACCGGUUCCUUCCUAACUCUGUACACGUCCUCCUUCAAUUUGUGAACCUCCUUUCUGAUCCCAAAAGUUGGCUCGAGCCGUCUUUGAUAAAAUGGGCUACCCUGGCUGACGCAACCCUCCUCACUUACGCAUUCCUCCUCACACCCCUUUUCUCUGUGGUAGGCUUCUGGAAUGCUGCCACUGGAGAAGAUCCUCGAAAACGCAUCGGUGCUCAGAUGCAUCCCAGCCUGCCUCCCUGA